CUAACAUCGAAGUAGUUGAAUACACAAUCCAAUUUUUACCCACAGAAAAAAAUUAUAAAAUAGAAAAUUCAAACCCAAACACACAUAAAAUAAAGUUUUUUUGUUUGUUUGUUUUUUUCGAAGUGUUUUCCUCGUUCAAGGAGAACCAAAAGUCGGUAUAAAAAUCCCAGCAUACCUCAAAUACUGAUUCACCCUGCGAGAGCUCGAUUUGAUCCCACCUUCUUCAUUCAAUUCUAGGGUUUGUCGUUCGAUUUCUUUCUUAUUGGUUUUCUCGUAUUCAAAGAUUUCCGAUUUUUGUCCGGACGCAAACCCUCGGAUUGUUCUGAAAUUACAAAGGGAUGUUGGGCUUGAAUUUGUCGGACGAGCUGCUGGGGACCGUGGCGCCGAUAAUCGUUUACUGGGUGUAUUCAGGAUUGUACGUACUACUGGGCUCGCUUGAUAAUUACAGGCUGCACACGAGGAAGGACGAAGAUGAGAAGAAUUUGGUCUCAAAGAGGGAGGUAAUCAAAGGGGUGCUCCUUCAGCAGGCGGUUCAGGCUGUUGUGGCCACAAUACUCUUUGCUGUCACAAGCCCCGACUCAAACCACCCGACUCAACAACAAAACCCGCCUUCAACUUCCCUACUUGUACUCGCCCGCCAAUUCCUCGUGGCCAUGAUGGUCCUCGACACGUGGCAGUACUUCAUGCAUCGAUACAUGCACCACAACAAGUUGUUGUACCGCCACAUACACUCUCAACACCAUCGACUAGUUGUACCUUACGCAUUCGGCGCGCUCUACAACCACCCGAUCGAGGGCCUCCUUCUCGACACUUGCGGUGGGGCCCUCGCCUUUCUGGUCUCGGGAAUGUCCCCACGAGCCUCGAUUUUCUUCUUCUCCUUCGCGACUCUAAAGACGGUAGACGACCAUUGUGGGUUGUGGCUUCCCGGGAACUUCUUCCACUUCUUGUUUAGUAAUAACUCGGCGUACCACGAUAUUCACCACCAGCUUUAUGGGAAUAAGUAUAAUUUUUCGCAGCCUUUUUUCGUGAUGUGGGAUCGGAUAUUGGGGACUUACAUGCCGUAUUCUCUCGAGAGGAGGGGUAAGGGCGGGUUUGAGGCCCGGCCCACUAAGGAGUGCGCGAGGAAGAACGAGUGAGAGUGAGGGUUUGUUUGUUCGGUGGCUAUGUGUGUGUGUGUGUGCCUGUAGAAGAGUGGUGUUGUGUACUUUGUGUGUAUCAUUUUCCUAAGUUACCUCUUCUU
Molecule: messenger RNA, 1240 nt
Organism: Striga asiatica
Lineage: Eukaryota; Viridiplantae; Streptophyta; Magnoliopsida; Lamiales; Orobanchaceae
Source: the annotation of a GenBank genome assembly